Messenger RNA from Alligator mississippiensis (American alligator), 471 nucleotides. RefSeq lists its product as uncharacterized. The record is from RefSeq and is a predicted model, not a curated record. Bases 1 to 471 code for a protein of 156 amino acids. NCBI's taxonomy places the organism in Eukaryota, Metazoa, Chordata, Crocodylia, Alligatoridae. The transcript has a single exon.
AUGAUGCUAGAGAGAGGCAUCAUAUGCAGGUCCCACAGCGACUGGCGGAGUCCCAUCGUGGCGGUACCUAAGCCAGAUGGAAAAAUUCAUCUAUGUGUCGAUUUCCGGAAGGUAAAUGCAGUAGCGAAGUUCGAUGCCUACCCGAUGCCGAGAGUAGAUGCACUGAUAGAAAACAUUGGACAAGCUCGUUACAUCUCCACCUUAGACCUGACAAAAGGCUAUUGGCAGGUGCCAGUAGCACCUGAAGACCAAGAGAAAACAGCAUUCGCUACCCCAUGGGGGCUCUUCCACUUCCGACGCAUGCCCUUCAGACUGCAUGGAGCUGCAGCUACGUUCCAGCAUCUAAUGGACAGAGUGUUGGCCCCCCACAUGGGUUAUGCUGCCACGUACAUAGAUGAUAUUAUUAUAUAUACUGAAGACUGGGCUGAACACCUCAAAGCGCUAAGGGCAGUGGUACAAGACUUGAGAUGA